UGCACGCACAUUCCAACUUCAUAUUGUUCUUUGCAGUACUCUCACCACACAAACACUGAUAACUAGCCGGAGGAGGAGAUGGAGGCAGCUAUUGAAACGGCGAGUUGGCUUCUCAGCAAGGCGCUCGCAAAGCUCUCGGACGAGCUGGUGGCCGCGUUCGUUGCCACCAGCUCCGAGCUCGGCCACAACUUCCAGAGCAUGAAGCACUGGCUGUGGCACACGCAAGGGCUGCUACACGCAGCCCGGAUCAGGGACAUGAGCAACAACCCUGGUCCUGGCCUGCAGGGCUUGCUCGCGGAGCUAAGCAAGAAGGCAGAUGAGGCCGAGGACUUGCUGGAUGAAAUCUGCUACUUCAUGAUCCAGGAUCAACUCGACCACACCAGCGAGGCCACCAUCCAGGACCCCGCCCCAAAUAUAGGCGAUCUCGUCCGUGGUCGUGCUCGUGAUGCUCACCAUGCUCUUCGCCACACCAUCGGUAACUGGCUUCCAUACUUUUCAAAUCCGGGUUCUGUCAACAGUAGUAGUAACACGUCCCGCAAAAAACAAAAAACAAAUAGUAGUAGUAACCCACAUCAUGCAACCAACUCUGGUGGCACUGAUGAUGCUUGCCCCAUCGACAGGCUAUCUUUCGACAGAGUAGACAUGUCCAACAGAAUCAAGUCCAUAAUUGAGGAAAUGAACUCUACAUGUGAACAUGUCUCCGACUUACUCAAAAUUGCAAACCAAAGUAGCACUGCAAUAACCACAACCCUCACCCUCAAAAGGCCAACCACGGGUUCAACAGUGGUGCAAGAUAAGUUGUUUGGGAGGGGUGACAUUUUUGAUAAAACUGUAACUGCUCUUACCGGUGGCACAUAUCACACUGAAACCCUCUCUAUUUUGCCUCUUGUUGGCCCUGGGGGUAUAGGAAAGACAACCUUCACCCAACACUUGUACAGUGAUGAAAAGAUCAUGAGGCACUUCACUGUCAAGGUAUGGGUAUGUGUCUCAACUGAUUUUGAUGUGCUUAACCUCACCCGGCAGAUCCUUAGAUGUGUACCUACAACAGAAAAAGAAGGAAACAAAAUUGUAAUCGAGACUGCCAAUUUAGACCAGCUUCAAAUAUCCAUUGCAGAGAGACUGAAGUCCACCAGGUUUUUAAUUGUCUUGGAUGAUAUUUGGAAAUGCAGCAGCGAAGGUGACUGGAAAAACCUAUUAGCUCCAUUCACUAAGGGGGAAACCAAGGGUAGCAUGAUUCUUGUCACAACCCGGUUUCCAUUAGUAGCACAUAUGGUGAAAACAACUGAUCCAAUAGAACUGCAUGGUUUGGAGCCUAAUGACUUCUUCACACUCUUUGAGUUUUCUAUAUUUGGUCAUAGCAAACCCCGGGAUUAUGAAGAUGACUUAAUUGGUGUUGCAAAAGAUAUUGCAAAAAGACUAAAGGGUUCACCACUAGCAGCCAAUACAAUCGGUCGGUUAUUGAGGAAAAACCUUUCUAAAGGAUAUUGGAAGGGAGUUCUUGAAAAAGAUGAGUGGCAACACAUGAAAAAUGAUGAUGAUAUUAUGCCAUCUCUUAAAAUUAGCUAUGAUUACCUUCCUUUCUAUCUAAAAAAAUGCUUUUCAUACCUUGCCCUCUUCCCUGAAGAUUAUAAGUUUUAUGAUAUAGAAAUUACUCGUUUUUGGAUUGCAGUAGGUAUCAUAAACUCUAGUUGCCAAAACGAUAAAAAUUACUUAGAAGAGCUAGUGGAUAAUGGUUUUCUCAUGAAGGGGUUUGAUGGGUUUGGUGAUCAAUGUUAUGUGAUGCAUGAUUUAUUCCAUGAACUGUCUCGGAAUGUUUCAUCACAAGAAUGUGUCAAUAUAAGUAGUUUAUGUUUUAGUGCCGAUAGCAUCCCAAAAUCUAUUCGGCACUUAUCAAUCACCAUAGAAGAUAUAUAUGGUGAAAGUUUUGAAGAAGAAAUGGGUAUACUAAAGAGAAGGGUAGACAUUGGAAAUUUGCGGACUUUGAUGAUUUUUGGGUUACAUAAUGCACGAGUAGAUAAUAUUUUCAAAAGUACAUUUGAAGAAAUAAAGAGUCUGAGAGUUCUGUUUAUAGGAAUGAACACUCCACAAUCUUUGCCAAAUGGAUUUUCCAAUCUUAUCCACCUCCAAUACCUUAAAAUUAGAUCACCUUAUAUAGAAGAAAUGACUUUACCUAGCUCAUUAUCUAGAUUUUACCACUUGAAAUUUUUGGACCUCGUAUAUUGGCAUGGAAGUAAAAAAUUGCCUAAAGACAUUAACCGCCUGGUGAAUCUACAACAUUUCCACUCAUCCAGAGAACUCCAUUCCAAUAUUCCUGAGGUUGGAAAGAUGAAGUGUUUACAGGAGCUAAAAGAAUUCUAUGUAAAGAAAGGGAGUGUUGGGUUUGAAUUGAGAGAGCUGGGGGAAUUGAGAGAGCUUGGAGGAAAACUCCGUAUAUGUAAUCUUGGAAUGAUUGCAUCCAAGGGAGAAGCUAGUGUUGCCAAACUGAAGAACAAAAGAAAUAUGAAAAAGUUGCGAUUAAUCUGGGGUCCACAACACCAGACUAUACAUGAUGAUGUUCUUGAUGGUCUUGAACCACACCCUAAUCUUUUGGUGCUUCAUAUAAUAAAUCCGGGUGUCGCCCCUUGUCCUAGCUGGCUGUGCGGCGAUAUUAGCACAAAAAGGUUAGAGUCUCUCCAUCUGGAGAAUGUAUCUUGGAGUACACUUCCACCUUUUGAGCAGCUACCACACCUCACCAAGCUCACUUUGAAGAAUAUAGCUAGCAUGCAUUCUUUUGGGCCUGGCAAUAAUGGUGUUACAGAGACAAGUUUCAUGCACCUGAAGACAAUUGUGUUUGAGGAUAUGCCAGUACUCGUGGAGUGGGUUGGCGAACCUAAUAGCCAUUUGUAUUCCAGGCUUGAAAGAAUCAAAUGUGCAGGUUGUCCCCUUCUCCGCUCAUUUCCGUUCUUGGAGUACUCAAGUCGGUUUACAAACCUGUGUGAACUUGUUAUUCAUAACUGCCCUGAGCUGUCCCAGUUUCCCUCCAUGCCUCACACCUCCACACUAACAUCUCUGAGUGUGAGGAAUGCUACCUCAAAGUUGUCAUACAAUGGAAAGGAAUUCACUAUCGGAGGGUAUAAUCAUGAUUUGUCCUUUGACAAUAUGGAUAAAGUAGAGGUUAUGGAAAUUAGGGAUGUAUCAGGCAUUUCGUUGUCAGACAUCCAACGCCUAAACUCCUUGAGAAGUCUGAGUGUUGAAAGAUGUGAAAACAUUUUCUCUGCGCAACUGGAUGACAAUGUCGCCCUCCAUUCAGUUCAGAGUCUUGAGCUAGAAGAAUUAAGUAUUACAGGAGAAGAGUUUUCAAAAGCCUUGAGGUCUUUUCCAGCUAUUUCCCAGCUUAGUAUCAACAAGUGCAAGAGCCUGGUUCUUCUGCCCUUGGAGGAUGGAGGAGGACUGUGGGACCUGGUGAUGCUCCAAUCGUUUUCUGCAUCAUACUGUCACAAGUUGUUCUGUCGGUGGCCCAUGGGAGAAGUAGGAGGAGCUCAGACCAUCAAGCCUUUUCCUCCUUCCCUCAGGAAACUGAAGAUUGUCGAAGAAUCAAGCAUAAAGUCAAUGGCCCUACUCUCAAACCUCACUUCUCUCACCUAUCUAGAGCUGGUAGAUUGUGAAGAAUUAACUAUGGAUGGGUUUAAUCCUCACAUCACAACCAACCUCAAGGAUUUGUCUAUCUAUGACAAACAAAGGAUCUCUGUAGGAGCGGAUGUGCUGUCAGAGGUGGCAAGGGAUGGACUGAUGCAUGCUGGUUCAUUCGAACUGGAAAAGCUUGCGGUGAACAGCAUCUCGGCGCUGCUUGGUUCUCCAGUUUGCAGCCACCUUGCCGCUACUCUCCACACAUUACAGUUUCGAUAUGAUCGGUGGGUAGAAACCUUCACGGAAGAGCAGGAGCAAGCCCUUCAGCUCCUCACCUCGCUCCAAGAUCUACAGUUUAGUGCUUGCAGUAGUUUGCAGUCCCUACCACAACAAUUGCGUGGCCUUUCUUCUCUCAGAACAUUAGUGAUCUUUGGGUGUGAAAAAAUCAGAUCGCUGCCGCCCAAGGAGAGCCUCAACGCUUCACUAAGUACAAUAAUCGUGGCAGAUUGCAGUCCCGAGUUAACUGAGAAUGCCAAGAAUUUGAAAAAAUCAGACACAUAUUCAGCAAAAAUAAUUGUGUGCCCAUGAGAUGGGCGUCCUUCCAUUACCAUAUAAGUGACUGCAUGAUGAUC
This is a messenger RNA of Triticum aestivum (bread wheat), 4238 nucleotides long. Its product is annotated as putative disease resistance protein RGA4. Bases 79 to 4194 code for a protein of 1371 amino acids. The record is from RefSeq and is a predicted model, not a curated record. The transcript is spliced from 2 exons. Gene Ontology annotation, molecular function: ADP binding. NCBI's taxonomy places the organism in Eukaryota, Viridiplantae, Streptophyta, Magnoliopsida, Poales, Poaceae.